This is a messenger RNA of Raphanus sativus (radish), 1555 nucleotides long. RefSeq lists its product as uncharacterized. Lineage: Eukaryota; Viridiplantae; Streptophyta; Magnoliopsida; Brassicales; Brassicaceae. The record is from RefSeq and is a predicted model, not a curated record. The transcript is spliced from 5 exons. Bases 515 to 1120 code for a protein of 201 amino acids.
UGUCGCCGUCGAAGCAAAUCAAAACUCCUCUCUUUCAACCUCUCUUCAACCUCCUCUCUGCAACCAUGAAACUCUGGAGAUCUCUCGUACUCUUGAUCCCAGAACCCUAAAUCUAGUCCUCUCUCUCUCUCUUCUUGCAGUCUCUCUCUCUCUCGAACCCAUCUCUCUCUCUCACGCAGUCUCUCCUUCUCAAACCCAUCUCUCUCUCACACAGUCUCUCCUCUCGAACCCAUCUCUCUCUCUCACGCAGUCUCUCCCUCUCCGAAGCAAACCCAUUGAGCUCUCUCUCUUUGAGGUUUGUGAUAGCAAAGAGAAUCUACUCGGUUUGUUCCUUUUUAGCACUUGCGGCAAAGAAGUGUGUUCUGUGUUCAGCCUCGUCUCAAGCUUCUCUCAAGGUCUCAGAAGCUUCGUCUCUCACUCUAUCGUCAGGCUCUCUCAUCUCAGACUCAGACCCUCUCCAAGCUCACUCAUUUUUGACUAUCUGUUCAAGCUUCAAUGGCAUCUGUCCCUGGAAAUGAUGAAAACUGUAUUGUGGAGCGAUGAACAAACACGGUUUGUGCUUCCACUAAGAAUUGAAGAAGAACUGAAAGGCAAUAUGAGAAAUAAGGUUCUCAAUGAAACUGCGAGAAAGACAAUGGCAGAUAAGUUUUAUGAUACAUAUGGGGUGAGGCAUCCAUGGAUAAUGUUUAGGAACAAGUUUAACUCUUGCAAGAAGCAAUACGGAGCUAUGAAGAGGUUGACUCACAAUAGAACUGGACUUGGAUAUCAUCCAGAUGGGUCAAUAGACAUGAGUGAUGAUUGGUGGGAGCAGCGUUGUAAGGAAUGGCCUGGAGCUAGGAAGUACAAAGAUAAACCAGUGGCAAACACAGAUCUAAUGGAGCAUAUUUUUAGUGGGGUUCAUGUAAGUGGAGCAGAAGGAUGGAGUGCUCAUCAAGGUGAAAACGAGUUAGACAAUAUGGAGGUCGAGAAUGAUGAUGCUGCAUCUGAAGUAGGGACAACCAAUCCUCCAGAAAUGCAAACCAAUCCUGAACCAGAUUCUCCCACAUCCUCCAAUGGUCCACGAGGCUCCAAUGCUCCCCGAGCCUCUACUGUCCCAAAGCCUUCUUGGAAAAGGCGUUAAGAACAAGCAGCAGAGGUUAUGAGAAGUACUGAAGUAGUCUUCAGUCACGUGAUGAGAUACUCUCUCACAAGAACCACCUAAACGAAAGCCAUCCAGAUUUGAGUUGCAGUCAGCUUAAGGCUAUGAGAGUCUUGUAUUCACUGUCUACUAUCAAAAUGUGGUCUCCAUUGUACAGAGCUGCCACGAAACAUCUCAAGGAAGCUGCUACAAAUCGACAGACAUUCCUAAGCUAUGAAGAUGACGAGAACAAGAUUAUCUAUUUGGAGGAAGAGACCGGGAAAAGCAGAUAUGACAUAUCUGAAGUUUGAGUCUUGUGUUCUCGUUUGAGUCUUGUGUCUUGUCUUCUCGUUUGAGUCUUGAGUCUUCUCGGUUGAGUCUUUAUGUAUGACAAUGUGAAGUUUUCAUGAAUUAUCUAUGACAUUUUCCAUCUAUGAA